UGAAAGUCCUGCACUGAGACUGAGAGGAGCUUCAUGUCCAGACAACCUGAACACAGGACCACUGGCACCAUGAUGCGUCCUCUAGCUCUUCACCAAAACAUCUCUGGGACGCUGAGCUGUGAGUGAGUCAGAGUUAACCACCAUGAGCGCUGACACCGUCAGCAGGCCAGAGCUGGAAUUGGAGAACAACGGCGAGCUUGCUGACUUGGUGGCAGCCAUGAACGUGACCGCCAACCGUUUAACCCCUCCUAAUGGCUACAGGUCGGGUGGUCCAAGGACCACCAACACCAACCGAAUUCGCCUCUCAGACAGGAAAAUGUCUCUGCAGGAGAGAGGGAGUCGCAUGGCCCGACAGCCAACCAUUGAGACCAAACGUGUGUCAAUCACUGGCGUUGAUGACUGUAUCCAGCUCAACCAGUAUAAACUAAAGGAAGAGAUUGGAAAGGGUUCAUAUGGAGUAGUGAAAUUGGCUUAUAAUGAAGAUUCAGAAGAGCACUAUGCAAUGAAAGUAGUUUCAAAGAAGAAGCUGAUGAGGCAGUGUGGAUUUUUGCGCCGCCUGCCGACCUCAGGGUCAAAGUCACAGCAGGAUCUGUUCCCUAAAGCCGCCUUGCCUCUGGAGAGCGUGUACAAGGAGAUCGCCAUCCUGAAGAAACUGGACCAUCAUAAUGUUGUCAAACUGAUCGAGGUGCUGGAUGAUCCUGAUGAAGAUGGACUUCACAUGGCCUUCGAAUUGGUGACAAAAGGACCGGUGAUGGAGGUGCCUACUGACAACCCUCUAACGGAGGAGCAGGCUCGCUUUUACUUCAGAGACGUCGUCCUUGGAAUAGAGUACUUGCACUACCAAAGGAUUAUUCACAGGGACAUUAAACCAUCGAAUCUGCUGUUGGGAGAUGAUGGCCACGUCAAAAUAGCAGACUUUGGUGUGAGCAAAGAGUUUGAGGGGACAGACGCCCUCCUGUCAAGCACAGCGGGGACGCCGGCCUUCAUGGCUCCGGAGACGAUGACCGAACACGAGCAGAGCUUCAGUGGAAAAGCAUUAGACGUGUGGGCGAUGGGAGUCACACUGUACUGCUUCGUCUUUGGGAUGUGUCCUUUUUAUGAUGAAUACAUAGUUUAUCUACACAACAAGAUAAAGAACAAACCUGUGGAGUUUCCAGAGACGCCAUUAAUAAGUAAUGAACUGAAGGAGCUUAUUGAAAGGAUGCUGGAAAAAAACCCUGAAACAAGAAUCACCAUCCCAGAAAUUAAGCUCCAUCCGUGGGUGACAGAGAACGGUGCAAAUCCUCUCCCUCUGGAGGAGGAGCACUGUACGGUUGUUGAGGUCACUGAGGAGGAGGUGCAGAACAGCAUUAAACUCAUCCCCAGCCUCUCCACUGUGAUUCUUGUGAAGUCCAUGCUGAGGAAGCGGUCUUUCAGUAAUCCCUUUGAGUGUCAGGGCAGACGGGCAGAGAGGUCCAUGUCUGCCCCUGGAGGUCUUCUUACUGGUUCUUGGGGCUUACUGGGGUCUUCGUCUCACCUUCAUCCUUCCUUGAGGAAAGUCAGCAGAGAGGGAAGCAGAGAAGGAGAGUUGGAGGACUUGUAUGAAGAUGAAGCUUUUACAGAGAGUGCUGAUUAAUCUGGCUCACAUGGAUUUAAAACACAGAAAGUAUGUUUUUGUACAUUUAUUUGUGUCUUUAUCUCUUAAUUUUUUUGUUCGUUGUUGCUUUUGACAUUAGAGGAGAAGAUUGUGGUCAUUUUGUAAAUUUACUGAAUAUUCAAGUAAAGAUUUGUAGUGCAUGAAAAUACAGAAAAAGAUGAUAUUAUCUUCCAUCCGGGCUUAAAAAAGUAAAUAUACUCCAUGAAGAUGAAGAUAUUUUUACAUUUUCCUACAGCUGUUGAAGAUAACA
Messenger RNA from Neolamprologus brichardi, 1886 nucleotides. RefSeq names its product calcium/calmodulin-dependent protein kinase kinase 1, alpha b (gene camkk1b). The record is from RefSeq and is a predicted model, not a curated record. Gene Ontology annotation, biological process: protein phosphorylation; CAMKK-AMPK signaling cascade. Gene Ontology annotation, molecular function: ATP binding; protein serine/threonine kinase activity. NCBI's taxonomy places the organism in Eukaryota, Metazoa, Chordata, Actinopteri, Cichliformes, Cichlidae.